Entrophospora sp. SA101 is the source of this 1248-nucleotide messenger RNA. Lineage: Eukaryota; Fungi; Glomeromycota; Glomeromycetes; Entrophosporales; Entrophosporaceae. The record is from the annotation of a GenBank genome assembly.
AUGUUACAAGCCCAUACUCUCAAAAUUCCUCCAGGGAUCAAACCAGAAGAGAUUGAGGAUAGAACAAGAAGCAAGACAUCCUUUGUUCAGCAGAAAUAUCCCAAGCAAUGGUACCAGCAUAGACAACACCAUGAUGUUUGUGAAGUUGACAAUAGUGGCAUAGAAGGUCCAAGCGGUAUAAAUGUAUGUAAGAAAUGUAAUAGCCAAUUUUCAAAAACUAGUAGUGUUACUACUUUACGAAGACAUCUGAAACAAAUACAUUCAGUUGUUGCACCCAAAAUACAAAGAACUUUACAUCAAUACUGUAAUGAUCCUCAUAAUUCAAUUGAUCAGAGAAAACGUGAUGAUGCUGUGACAAAUUGGAUAAUUUGUGAUUUACAAUCAAUUAAUGUAGUAGAGAAAGAAGAAUGGCAUACAAUGAUUUCUGCUUUUGAUCCUAGAUAUAGAUUUCAUGGUAGAACUACCAUUCAUGAUCAUAUAAUGUUGAGAUUUCAAGAACAGAAAAAUAAAGUUAAAGCUACAAUAAAACAAAUUAGCAGAAAAUUUACAUAUGAGAAUACCUUCUGGCCUCAACUAUCAAAUUUUAUUCAAAAUACCUUACAAGUUGAAUCACAAAUUAAAAGACCUUUACACACAUAUUCACAUGAAGAAUUAUACAGAAGCAUAUAUUGGAUAUGUUUGCAAGGUUUCCAAAAAAGAUUAUAUCAAGAUCUGAAAUUAAUAAUAGAAGAAACAUUGGAAUUUAUAAAUAACCGAUUAGGAAACUAUAAACAAUUAGAUGAAUGGUUUCAAAAAUUUGCUGAAAUAUCCAUAAAUCAUGCAAGAGCUAUUGAGAUAUUGAGCAGUGAUAAAACUUUUGUAAAACAUACACUUAAUGAAAAUCUGAAAGAUGUAUUAGUAGAUAGGUUUCAAUGUAUUAUCAUUCAAAGAUCUGAGAUGCAUAUUAUUCAAGUAUUUAGUAUGAUAGUUGAUGAUCCUAAAUUAUUUGAUUCAAAUAUUGUCAAGGAGGUUUUAAAUAAUAUAUAUUUAAAUCCGGCAUUAUUUCAAAAUUUAAUUGAACAUAUGAUUAUACCAAAUGAUUUCGAAGCUAUUGAUUUUAGACACAAAGCUUUAGAAGCAAAAUACCAACUUGAAAAAUUAAAGAAUGGUGGAUUAGAAUCAAGAUUUCCACAACUAAAAAGAUCAUCUUCAGCAAUGAUUGAUGGAAUGAUACAAGAAAAAAUUCCCUGCAAAAGGCAACAAAUAUAA